Molecule: messenger RNA, 1845 nt
Organism: Ichthyophthirius multifiliis
Lineage: Eukaryota; Ciliophora; Oligohymenophorea; Hymenostomatida
Product: flagellar microtugule protofilament ribbon protein, putative
Exons: 4
Biological process (GO): cilium-dependent cell motility; mitotic spindle organization; mitotic cytokinesis
Cellular component (GO): axoneme; mitotic spindle
Molecular function (GO): calcium ion binding; alpha-tubulin binding
Source: RefSeq, a predicted model, not a curated record
AUGAAAACAACACAUUUACCCAGAACAAUUCCUUUACUUCCAGGACAUAUGUAUGAGGAUCUAUUAAAGGAAAACCAUCAUAAAAUAUAAUAGUUUACAUUAAUAAACAAUGUUACAUGUGAAAAAACAAAUUACAUAGAAGAAAAAAAUGAUCCUAAUUUAAUUGAUAAUUUAAGAAUGGGAACCCCUUUAAAUUUGACAUAUGGAAAAAAAAAGCAUGUAAUUAAUGAUUAUAUCCCAAGAAUAUAACCUCCUUGGUUAAAAUAUGAUAGAUAAGUACUUAGAUUUAAUUGCUAUUUUUAAGAGAGUGUAGUUGAAGAUCCUAAAGAAAAUUAUAGGAUAAGAAAAUGUACUAUGUAUUACUAUUUAUCUGAUGGAACAAUUCAUGUAAAUGAGCCUAGAAUUUAAAACUCAGGAAUUGUUUAAGGAAUUUUUAUUAAAAGAUAAAAAAUUCCAAAAGUAUUAAAUUCGACAGAUAAUUAUUAUACAUGGGAAGAUUUAAAUAUUGGAGUUAAUGUUAAUUUGUUUGAGAGAGUUUUCAGAAUUACAGAUUGUGAUUAAUUUACUUAAGAAUUUUAUAAUUAUAUGGGAGUUUAACUCAAUUAAAUAGAACCGGUUCCUGAAGAUAAUUUCUAAACAUAAAAAAGACUUAAAGAAGUUAAAAUCCCUCCUCCUGAUGUUAAAGAAUAUAAUGAAUAUAAUGAAGUUAAACUUGGAGGUGGACAUCCUAAUGGAGGUUUAUAAUAAUAUUUAGAAAAUGAUAGAAAAGUGUUAUCUUUUAAUGUCUUAUGGAAUGAUAAUACCCUUGAAGGAGGAAUCAACUAUUAUAUUUUGAAUUUUUAUUUGUCAGAUGAUUCUAUUGAAUUAAAAGAAAUUAGAAGACAUAAUAGUGGAAAAGAUUCAUUUCCUAUGUUUUUAAAUAAAAAAAAAAUGCCAAAAAUUCCUAUUUAGACUUAUUAUCCAGGUAUGACAUUAAAAAAAGAAGAAUUCUAUAAGCCAGAAGAUUUAUUAUGUGGACAAACAAUUUGCUUAUAUUCAAAAGAUGUUUUAAUUUUUGAUUGUGACGAAUAUACCAAGGAAUGGUAUUUAAGAAAUUUAAAUUACAACUAAAUUCCAAUAUCAUUAAAAAAAGAAGAAGUUAAGAAAUUUUAUUCCCCAGUUCCCCCAUAUACUGGCUAUGGAACCGAAGAAGAUUCACUUGGCAGUGUAUAUAGUCUACAACCGAAAGCACCAAGAAAAGACAUAAAUAAAAUAUAUACAUAAGAUUAAUAUAUAUUAAGAUACGAAGCAAGAUUAAUAUCACAAAACAAGGAUGAUAAUAUUAGAAAAUUCAUAAUAACUUUUUACAAUGGAGAUGAUACAUUAAUGGUUUAUGAAACGUCAGAAAAGAAUUCAGGAAUUUGGAGAGGUAAGUUUUUGGAAAGAAUGAGGCAUAAGAAUAAUAUUACAGGUAAGUUUUAUACAUAGUCUGAUUUCUAAAUUGGAGAAAUUAUUCAAUUGAAUGAAUUCAAAUUUUAACUUUUAAGUGCUGAUGAAUAUACACAUAAUUAUAUGAGAUCUAGACCUGAAAUAUUUAGAGAAGCGGAUAUUGAGCAUGUUAUUUUUAGACUUAAAAAUUUCGCAACCAAAUUUGGGUCUUAUAAUUAAUUUAUUGUUGAACUUAUAAAAAAUAUUGAUUAGUAAGGAAAAGGACUUAUUGAUUUUAAUGAUUUGGUCGUUGGAUUUAAAAAAUUAGGGUUCAAUCUUAGUUAUUAGGAAAUUUAUACACUCAUGAGAUACUUUACACUUUAGGAAGGAUGGAAACUUGAUGUUAGAUAAUUGUUUUAAGCUUUAGGUGGUAAGUGA